This is a messenger RNA of Opisthorchis viverrini, 261 nucleotides long. RefSeq lists its product as hypothetical. The transcript has a single exon. Bases 1 to 261 code for a protein of 86 amino acids. Lineage: Eukaryota; Metazoa; Platyhelminthes; Trematoda; Opisthorchiida; Opisthorchiidae. The record is from RefSeq and is a predicted model, not a curated record.
AUGGGCCUACUUAAAUCAAAUGAUGCUGACGGCCUUGAGCUUUCCGUCAUGCGUGGUGAUGGAAAUGUUUUCAUUUCUUCGGACCUCCUAGAAUAUACCAGUGGUUUCUAUCUUCAUCGACAUGUGGAGAAACGUAAAUGCCUGCCCGCGGGGCCUCAGGAACAAAAUACUGCGGCUCAAAGUUUGAGUAUCCAUAAGACAGAGGAGGCGUUUAAUGGAGGCCCGUCUCAGCAAAUGAAACAUCGCGGAAGCGUGCGUUAG